Colias croceus (clouded yellow) is the source of this 2983-nucleotide messenger RNA. Its product is annotated as glucose dehydrogenase [FAD, quinone]-like. The record is from RefSeq and is a predicted model, not a curated record. Bases 386 to 2254 code for a protein of 622 amino acids. Gene Ontology annotation, molecular function: flavin adenine dinucleotide binding; oxidoreductase activity, acting on CH-OH group of donors. Lineage: Eukaryota; Metazoa; Arthropoda; Insecta; Lepidoptera; Pieridae. The transcript is spliced from 7 exons.
CAUGCAUUUUCUCAAAAAGGGCAUGUCAGCUCGUUAAAUGAAUAUAUUUACAAGGUUUCCAUAUAAAUAAGUUAUCAAAAAAUUUGGUAAAAUAUAAGCCUGCUAAAUAGCCUAUCAGUGGAGCCGGUCGAUCUCGUCUUGUGGCCUUAAGCUUAAAUUGAGUGGACGCUCAUGUCCACACGACCAAUCCUAUAUACGCCUUGGUGCGUGCGCGAUGCGGGAAAAAUUAUUUGUCAUUAAUAUAUCUGUAUCUAAACUUAUCAUUAUUCUGUGGGUAGCAUCUGUGACUGGAUGACCAAGUGGGAUAUACCGAGCACAUGUGCUCUAUUGUGUUCGUCUUAAAUGUGUUGCUACUUAAGAAAUGAAGAAGAAUAAAUAAGUCAACAUGAAGUCCUGUAUAUUCUUCGUAAUUAUAAGCAGCUUUUCGUUAGCUGGAUCUCAAAUAAAUAACUUUUUUGAUCUUUGGACCGAUUUAUUUCGACCAUUACCUCAAAAUAAGAAAGAAGGAUUUAUACCUGAUUAUACUCCUAAAGAUAAACAAGAUUUUGAUUUUAUUAUUAUCGGAGCCGGGUCGGCGGGAUGCGUAUUAGCAAAUAGAUUAUCGGAAAUAUCCAAAUGGGACGUUCUUUUAUUAGAAGCUGGUGGCAAUGAAAAUUUCUUUUCCGAUAUUCCUAUUUUCGCGCCUUUCAUGUCCAUAACACCCAUGAAUUGGGAUUAUACGUCAGAGCCGGAGAAAAGAGCCUGCAGGGAUCUCCGGGGCAAUGUAUGUUAUAUGCCCCGUGGUAAAGUACUGGGUGGAAGCAGCGUGCUCAAUUUCUUAAUAUAUCAAAGAGGACAUCCUGAAGAUUACAAUGACUGGGCUCGCAUGGGUAACAAUGGGUGGAGUUACGAUGAAGUAUUACCUUAUUUUAAGAAAUCAGAAAAUAUACGAAUCAAUGAACUGAAGAAUUCAACAUAUCAUGGUGUGGGUGGUUAUAUGGAUAUUGAUUACGCUUCAUACUCAUCACCUCUUGACAAUGCGUUCAAGGGUGCUGGGGAGGAACUCGGUUAUGAAUGGAAUGAUCCAAAUGGAGAACGAUUAAUUGGUUUUUCAAAACCGCAGGCGACCAUUCGAAAUGGUAGAAGAUGUAGUGCAUCUAAAGCUUUUUUAGAACCAGUUCGUUUUAGAAGGAAUUUAAAAGUGUCAAAAUUCUCAACAGUUAGACGAAUUUUAAUAAAUUCGGACACAAAAGCGGCUGUUGGAGUCGAGUUCAUAAAACAUAAUAAGAGACGUCGGGUAUUUGCACGUAAAGAAGUUAUACUUGCAGCGGGUACGAUCGGUUCGGCACAGCUUCUUAUGUUAUCAGGAGUAGGACCGCAAGAGCACCUCCUCGAUGUUGGAAUCAAUCCCAUAAUAGAUUCUCCUGUUGGUUACAACCUCCAAGAUCACGUCACGUUUUCCGGAAAUGCAUUUAUAGUAAAUCAGACAGGACUUUGCGUAAAUGAUAUGUUGGCUGCCUCGCCCACAUCAGCAGCUGCUUACAUGGCUGGACGAGGACCGCUCACAUUGCCAGGCGGAGCUGCUGGUCUUGCUUUUACCCAAACUCAAUAUGGAAGCGAUCUUACCGAAGGACGUCCAGAUAUUGAACUAGUCAUGGGGGCAGGAUCCCUUGCAGGCGACUUUUUAGGAAUAAUUCGAUCGCUACUUGGAGUUACGGAUCAGUUUUAUUGGAAAGUCUACGGUUCUCUACCAUUAAAAGAGAGACAACAGUCAUUUGCAAUAAAUCCAGUACUAAUACGCCCUCAAAGUUAUGGCCGGCUGACACUCAGGAGCGCAAAAUUUGAUGACCACCCUAAAAUUCAUCCAAAUUAUUUCGAUCAUCCAAAUGACAUGAAAGCACUGAGAGAGGGCGUGCGGCUUACUCAAAAAGUUAUAAGCACAAAGGCGUUUCAAAAAUAUGGGACAAGGUUAAACAAUGUUCCAUUCCCAGGCUGUGAACAUUUAGAAUUUGAUUCUGACGAAUAUUGGGAAUGUGCAAUAAUGCAAACAUCAAUAACGUUAGACCAUCAAGUGGGGACCUGCAAAAUGGGGCCGGCUGGCGACCCCAGCGCUGUGGUAAAUCCUCGCUUGCAAGUCAAAGGAAUAAGCAAUUUAAGGGUCGCCGAUGCGUCUAUUAUACCACGUAUACCUGCAUCACAUACACAUGCCCCUGUUGUAAUGAUCGCAGAAAAAGCUGCAGAUAUGAUAAAAGAAGACUGGAGACAUCUUCUAUAAAAUGUAUUUAAAUUGAUAUAUUUGAAUGCGUACUUUGGCGUUAGGUUUUGAAGACAAUAGGGGGUGAAUCUUAGUUCAUCUAAGAAUUUUUAAUUGCUAGAGACUUAGAGAGUAAAUCGAAUGCCAUAACCUAAAUUUGUGAGGACAACAUUAAGGUUUUUUUUUAUGUUCAAUAUUCUCCCUACUUUUAUCAAGUAUUGGUAUAUGAUAAGUUAGGGAAUGUGUUCAUAAGUGAUAAGACAGUGUAAAUCAUCAGCUAAAUGCUUAUGUUGUGUAUAAAGAAUUAAGUAUCAUACAUCAGAAACUGAUGCUGGCUAUGAAAUAUACAUAGAAAAUGGAAUACAUGUUUUGAAAAUAUAUAAGAAAGUAAGCUAUAAUUUAAAAUCAAUCACUAAAUAAUGCUAGUCAAAUGAAUGAAUGAAUGAAAUAAAAUGUAAUUUAGUGUGAAGAUCAAUAAAUAAAUAAUAAAAUAUAAACAGAGUAUUGUUAUUUAGAAAUUUCUGACCCCUUUUUUCUAAGUUCAGCUAAAGGACUAUAUAUAGCUAUGGCAAAAUGGUCAGAAAAUUUUUCAGACAUACCUUCUUUAAAUAUUUUAAAAGUAAUCUAUUUUUUUCAAAGGACUCUGCAACAUUUUGCAAAUUGUAAUAUCUAUUAAAACCAAAUUUAUACUAAGAUUGUUUGUUUAACUACUAUUUAUUAAUUAACAAUAAAACCUAUUAAAUAUUCUAA